UGAUUUCAAUAGCUAAUCCACUUCGAUUCUGCUUUUUCUAUAUAUAUAAAAAGUUGGGCCUUUUUGUGGUAUAUACUUGUGUUGAGGAUUCUGGAGGGAAAAAAGAAAAAAGAAAGCUGAGACCUUUCUGAUCUGAUACGUAUCUAUAAAUCUGGAUAGAAGCUGAGAGUUUUCAAAAGGUUUAGAAUUUGUUUCCUGGGUUUUGCAAUUCCGGUGAGAAACCUUUUGAUUAUAUCUGUUGAGAUGGAUUGUGGUAUGGAGAAUUGUAAUGGUGGGAUCUCAAAUGGUGACGUUUUGGGUAUCUCUGCCAAGCGUGAGAAGCUCAUUAUCGAUACAGACCCUGGAAUUGAUGAUAGCAUGGCGAUAAUGAUGGCGUUUCAAACACCGGAGCUGGAGAUAUUAGGAUUGACUACUGUGUUUGGUAAUGUUUCUACACAAGAUGCUACUCAUAAUGCCUUACUCCUGUGUGAGAUUGCUGGCUUCCCUGAUGUUCCUGUCGCAGAAGGAACUUCCGAACCUUUAAAGGGUGGGAUUCCGCGUGUUGCUGAUUUUGUGCACGGUAAAAAUGGACUAGGAGAUGUCUCUCUUCCUUCUCCAAGUAUAAAGAAAUGUGAGAAAAGUGCAGCUGAGUUUCUAGAUGAGAAGGUCUCAGAAUAUCCGGGUGAAGUCACCAUUCUCGCCCUCGGACCUCUAACCAACCUGGCAUUAGCCAUCAAACGUGAUAGUUCAUUUGCAAGUAAGGUGAAGAAAAUUGUUGUUCUUGGUGGAGCCUUCUUUUCUUUGGGAAAUGUCAAUCCUGCAGCUGAGGCUAAUAUAUAUGGUGACCCGGAAGCAGCUGAUGUCGUGUUCACAUCUGGAGCAGAUAUCACUGUUGUUGGUAUAAACAUCACAACCCAACUUAGACUAUCAGAUGAUGACCUCUUAGAGCUGCGUAACUCCAAGGGAAAACACGCUAAAUUGUUAAGCGAUAUGUGCAACUUCUACAGAGAUUGGCACGUCAAAUCUGAUGGUGUUUAUGGAGUGUACCUCCACGACCCAGUCAGCUUUGUGGCUGUUGUGCGGCCUGAUCUAUUCACAUACAAGAAAGGUGUCGUCCGGGUGGAAACUCAAGGAAUAUGCAUUGGCCACACGCUCAUGGAUCAAGGCCUCAAGAGAUGGAACGGAAGCAACCCGUGGGUAGGAUAUUCACCGAUAUCGGUGGCAUGGACAGUGGACGUAGAAAAAGUUCUGGAAUAUGUAAAAGCAAAGCUGAUGAAGCCAUAAAAUAUGAGUUUCAGUAUCAGUCUCAUUAGAAUGUGAAUAUUCAUUUGAAAUGGCAUCAUCACAUUCAUAUCUUCUGGUUCUAACCUGAAUCUCAAUUGCAUCUCUGUAUUUGAUCUGUAUAAAUAGUACAUUGGAUUAUAAGAAGAAGAAAAACUAAUGAAUGAAAACUAUCUUUGUUUCUUUCCAUAA
Capsella rubella is the source of this 1452-nucleotide messenger RNA. Its product is annotated as uridine nucleosidase 1. NCBI's taxonomy places the organism in Eukaryota, Viridiplantae, Streptophyta, Magnoliopsida, Brassicales, Brassicaceae. The transcript has 9 exons. Gene Ontology annotation, biological process: purine nucleoside catabolic process. The coding region runs from base 244 to 1263 and encodes 339 amino acids. Gene Ontology annotation, molecular function: purine nucleosidase activity. Gene Ontology annotation, cellular component: cytosol. The record is from RefSeq and is a predicted model, not a curated record.